ACCCCAGCGUUAACUCACCAAUCUUCUCUUUUUAACGAUCUAGACGCAGACUUCCCUGACGAUGAUGAAGACUAUGAUUCUCGGCUUCGCUCUGCUGUUUGUGGUUAUUUACACUUCUCCUAUUCAAGAACACGACCUCAAAUGCUGUCCCCAGGACCCAGCCUCGCUAAAAUGCGGCGGUGAUGGCUGCAACGAUUUCUGCUGUGGAUGUGAGGGGUCGUGCAAUACUGAAGUAGGAAACCUUGGUUGUGAUUGGAUCGAAUGCGCACUUGCAGUGGCUAAAUGUAUUGACUCUUGUUGUGAAGGUUCCUGCAUUACGGACGCAUCGUGUAUCGGAUGUCUCGGUAACAGCUACGAGACAUGUAAAGAUUGCUGGUCCGGUUCGGAGAUUGACAGGUUUAAGAACCUGAUCCUUAAAGGAGCUACUAAGAUGGCGUAGUUGGUUGUCAGGACAAAGUAGUGUAACUAUGGUAACUAGUAGUGUGAAGGAGCUACUAGUUGUCAGGACACUAAAAUGUGUGUUGAACAGUACAGUUUCCUGACUGGUCGAGUGUAUGUUUUUAUGAUGAAAUGUGAUUCUCGGGACUUUAGCUAUUUUUACCACAGUGUGAUUUUGUAUUGUGAUUUUGUAAUUAAUCAUGAA
Bolinopsis microptera is the source of this 643-nucleotide messenger RNA. RefSeq lists its product as uncharacterized. NCBI's taxonomy places the organism in Eukaryota, Metazoa, Ctenophora, Tentaculata, Lobata, Bolinopsidae. Bases 62 to 439 code for a protein of 125 amino acids. The record is from RefSeq and is a predicted model, not a curated record. The transcript is spliced from 4 exons.